AUGAGCUUGAAGAGGUACAGUUACAGCGUGGACGGUACCAUACCCGUCCCAGCUCUUCUGUACGACGAUGAGGUUCUCCUCUCGUCACAAGAUGGGGUGGGAAUCUACGACGGGCCUCAGAAAUCACCACAUCAUCAGGCUGGUUCGAUUCACAUCACCACCCAUCGGCUGUUCUACAUAGACAGCGCCCACCCCUUCUCGCGAUCCUUUGCGCUGGACCUGACGCACGUCGCCCGGACCGAAUAUUACGCUGGCUUGUUUACGAGCUCGGCGAAGGUCACCCUGCACUUCAACGCGCUCCCCAUCCCUACGAAGGACGCGGCCGCCGCUCAGCCAUCUUCCAACCAAGCAUCGAGGUCAACGACGAACGUCGAGACAUGGGAAUGCGAGGUUUGCAGCAAUCGGAACCCCAUAGGACUGACAUCCUCGGGAUCGCUGGUGUGCGCACUAUGCGGUGUUCCGAGGGCAUCUAUGAAGGCCGCCAUUGACAUUCCAUCGCGGCCCUCCAAAGUCACCCCUGCAGUCCACCCCAUGUCCACAUCCGUGCCGUCUUCUUCGCUCAAUUUGACCAAGCUCAGCAUCUCGGCCGCACCUUCCCCAGCACCGGCGAGCCCCGUCGCACAAAGCAGCACAGGUGAAAUCGCCUGCCUCGCGUGCACCUUUCUCAACGGCCCUUUCGUGCGAAAGUGUGAGAUCUGCGGUACGCCGCUGCCCAAGCCGGCGCGGUCAGAAGCUCCCCAUCCUCCGGCUAAGUCCGCCCCAACAUCACGUCCGACGACGCCUGCUCUAGAAGAAGACGACUUCGAGGACACCCCAGAUAAGCGGAUGAUUAGGCUAAGCUUCCGCAGAGGCGGCGACAAGAGCUUCUAUAAUGUGCUGAAGCGAAGUCUGCUAGGAAAGGCAUGGGAGGUGCGGUCGGCACUAAUGGUAUCAUCUCAGUCCAGCGGCGCAGGAGCUUCGUCCAGACAUCUUGGACGGUCAGGAAUCAACGGUAUCCUGCGGUCGGUGGAGACUACCGCGACCACCUCUCAGUCCAAUAUGGAAGAUGCGCUCGCCGAUCUCGAGGCACUCAUGGUCAAAUGGAAAGACAUGGUCAAACUCGCACAAGACCUGAACGACCGCCUCACCGCCGCGUCCACCCCAGCCCCUCCCAUAACACCCGGGAUGCCCAGCCGGACAUCAACUCCCGUUCCUAUCACAGCCACAGCGCUCACGACGCAAGCGGUGGAACCGGAGGAGGCGACGUUCAUACGGUCGUCGCUUGCGCAGCUCGGGCUGCAGAUGGCGAACGCGCCCGUGACGCAGGACAUGGUGCGCGACGAGCGCAACUGGUUUGAGCAGCUCGCGCGUGAGCUCGCGGGCGUGCUCGAGGGCAGCGGCGCGAAGGUAGGUGGGGAGGGUAUGAUGCGCAAGCGCGGCAUAGUUGGGGUAGAUGAGGUAUGGGGCGGGUGGAACCGUGCGCGCGGUGUUGCGCUCAUACCACCAGCCACAUUCCUGCAAGUGCUGCCCCAUUUGUCGAGCUUCACGCAUCCACCAAUCCGGAUGCGCACAUUUUCCGCUUCGGGGCUCUCGGUGCUGCAUACGCCUCCCUACGGCAGCGCAGCGUUCGCCUCCCGUCUUGUCAGCCUGCUCACACUUGCGGGCCCGCGUACGACGAUCGAGAUCGCGCAGGAGGAAGACCUGCCACCAGGUCUGACACAGGACAUGGUCGACGAGGUCGAGGCCGCCGGCGAGAUCUGCAGGGACGAGGGCGGCUCUGGCGUCGCCACCUUCGGCGCCACGGCAGCCCAGGACGCUGCUGCGGGCGGCGAGGUGCGCUGGUGGACGAACGUGUUCCGGGGAUACGUCUGGGACGGGCAGGAGUACGAAAGCGGCCUCCUCCAAGCAUAG
Trametes versicolor FP-101664 SS1 is the source of this 1890-nucleotide messenger RNA. RefSeq names its product ESCRT-II subunit protein VPS36. Gene Ontology annotation, molecular function: phosphatidylinositol-3-phosphate binding; ubiquitin binding. The coding region runs from base 1 to 1890 and encodes 629 amino acids. The record is from RefSeq and is a predicted model, not a curated record. Lineage: Eukaryota; Fungi; Basidiomycota; Agaricomycetes; Polyporales; Polyporaceae. Gene Ontology annotation, cellular component: late endosome membrane; ESCRT II complex. The transcript has 6 exons. Gene Ontology annotation, biological process: protein transport to vacuole involved in ubiquitin-dependent protein catabolic process via the multivesicular body sorting pathway.